This is a messenger RNA of Cicer arietinum (chickpea), 1957 nucleotides long. RefSeq names its product phospholipase A(1) LCAT3. Gene Ontology annotation, biological process: lipid metabolic process. The record is from RefSeq and is a predicted model, not a curated record. NCBI's taxonomy places the organism in Eukaryota, Viridiplantae, Streptophyta, Magnoliopsida, Fabales, Fabaceae.
GAUUAAAUUAUAAAUAGGCGUUGGUGGUACUUGGUAGUAGCUGAAGUCUCAAAGUAAGACUCAACUAAAGUAGAGGAACGGUGAGUGAGUCGAGUAUGGUUGUGAUCGAUACAGCUAACUAAACUAACAGACACCGCACCGCACCGCACCGCACGCUUCAUCACUUCCGAUGGGUUUGUGUCCGUGUUUUGGCGAUGAAGGAUCCGAGAAGCCAUUGGCGGAUCGUGACCCGGUUCUACUUGUUUCGGGCAUGGGUGGCUCCAUCCUUCACUCCAAGCCCAAGAAAUUCGGGUUCACCAGUCGUGUUUGGGUUAGAAUCUUCCUCGCUGACUUAGAAUUCCGAAAGAAGAUUUGGUCCCUUUAUAAUCCCCAAACAGGUUACACUGAAGCGUUAGACAAGAAAUCUGAUAUUGUUGUUCCUGAUGAUGAUCACGGUCUCUAUGCAAUUGAUAUUUUAGAUCCGUCAUGGUUUGUAAAAUGUGUGCAUUUGACAGAGGUGUAUCAUUUUCAUGACAUGAUUGACAUGCUUGUUGGAUGUGGCUACGUCAAAGGAACUACUUUGUUUGGAUACGGAUACGAUUUCAGACAAAGCAAUAGGGUGGACAAGUUAAUGGAUGGCCUUAAACUCAAGUUGGAAACUGCUUACAAAGCCUCUGGUGGAAGAAAAGUCAACAUAAUUUCACACUCAAUGGGAGGGGUUAUGAUCUUGUGUUUCAUGUCACUUUACAGAGAUGCGUUCUCAAAAUAUGUGAAUAAGUGGAUUUCCUUGGCUUGCCCUUUCCAAGGAGCCCCAGGGUGCAUCAACGAUUCUCUAUUAACUGGGUUAGAAUUCGUUGAAGGCUUUGAAAGCUAUUUUUUUGUAUCAAGGUGGUCUUUUCAUCAAUUGCUGGUUGAGUGUCCAUCGAUCUAUGAGAUGUUGGCAAAUCCGGAUUAUAAAUGGAAAAAGCAGCCAGAAAUUCAUGUUUGGCGAAAGCAUGAAAAGGAUGGGAAUGUUAACAUCAAUUUGGAAUCUUAUGGACCAACCAAGAGUAUCUCUUUAUUUGAAGGAGCACUAAGGCACAAUGAGCUAAAUUAUAAUGGGAACUCAAUAUCACUGCCCUUUAAUUUAGCUAUCCUCAAAUGGGCUACUGAAACUCGUAAAGUUAUAAGUAAUGCUAAACUACCGGACGGGGUCAGCUUCUAUAACAUUUAUGGAACAUCAUUUGACACACCUUUUGAUGUUUGCUAUGGCUCGGAAAAAUCUCCAAUAGAGGACUUAUCAGAAAUAUGCCAGACAUUGCCACAAUAUUCAUAUGUUGAUGGAGAUGGGUCGGUUCCUGUUGAAUCAGCCAAGGCCGAUGGACUUGAAGCCGUUGAAAGGGUAGGAGUUCCUACUGAGCACCGUGGAUUAUUACGAGAUAAAACUGUAUUUCAACUUAUUCAGAAAUGGCUGGGUGUUGAGACAAUGGUUAGCAAGAAAUCUAAGACAUCGAAAGUGGCUGAUACGGAUGCAAUGAAUUCUAUGGUUCUCUAAAUUUAUUUCCUUUUGGAAAAAGGGUGUCAUAUCGAUGUGCUUGUGUUCCACGUUGACCACAGGAAAGUGUUUUGCCAUGCUAUUAGUUUUUAGAAAACAUUGAAGAAGCCUGGAAACACCUAAGCUACCAUUAUUUAUGCAGCAAACGGUUUGGUGCAUUUUCGGGUAGUAUAAAACUACCGGUGUAUGGAAUAACUUCAUUAUGCAUCUUGUAUAGUAUAAUUCAUUGUUGUAUGGUGUACUAUAUGUGGUGAUCAUGGAGCAAGAUGUAUCUUCUUUUGGUGAUCAGGUAGUCCUCAACAUGUACUAAUAAUAAAUAUACUAUUAUUUGAGCAUUCUUAUCAUUCUGCUUUGUAUCAACAUGUUCAAAUGUAAACUCUACUUUCACAGUAAGAGAGACAGUUAAUCAAAUGAGCUCUAACUUAUGGUAGAUUUUUUCUUAAA